AUUACUGUUAACUGCUUCCGGCUGUCAAAAAAAAAGAAGGGAAAAAUGAAAAAAUGAAAAAUUGAAAUAAAUACUUUUUUUUCAAACAACAAAGAUGAAAUAUGGAGAAAAUCAAGCAGCGAUUUAGCAAAAGCACUGCGCUAGAAAAUGUCCUGAGCGACAGGCACAUCGACGCGCAGGAACAGGAACUGGCUGAUGAUACAGAUGCUUUUACGAGCUCGAGUGAACUCGAAGUUGACAUCUCACUCAGACUUAAGCUCUCAGAAUCUACAAACAGUGUGAACCAGAAAAGUAAUUGCGAGACAGAAGAUGUAGAAACCAGAGAAAUGUAUGUACCAGACCUUGAUACUGAAAAUCCAAUGAAUGGACAAACUGUGUUCGAAAUUAUCUCCACAGAUACAAUCAAAGAUGGACACUCUAACUUUGUGAUAUACCGGAUUUUGCUCACCAAGUCUUCCAUUGUGGAUCGUAACCCCGUUGUUAUUGAGAGACGUUACUCAGAUUUCCAGCAACUUCAUCUAGAUCUGUCUAAACAUUUUAAGGAGCAUAUGGAAGCUAUAUCAUUUCCAAAGAAAAGAUUGUUUGGUAAUUUUACUCCUAAGACUAUAGCCAAAAGAAGUCGAGCUUUCGAACAAUAUCUUACCCACUUGUAUUCCAUAGAUGAGAUACGAUUUUCACAUACAUUUUUAGAAUUCUUUUAUUUAACCGAUCUGAAAGAAGCUUACAAUUGUUUGUUGGACGUUGAGUAUGAAAAAGCGAUCGCAUGUUUUCAAAAGGUGCUACUUAUUCAAGAAAAAAUCUUAGGGUUUUUAAACCUGACAAUAGGUAAAACUCUUUGUGCACUUGUCUCCUGUUGUCAAACAGUGGAAGACAAUAUGAUGGGAUUGAAGUACGGGAGACAAGCGUUGAAAUGUUACACAAAUCACGAGGAUAACAAGUAUUACCUACCUUUGCUUCAGAGCUGCGUACAUUUAAGUUGGAAGACAGGAGAAGAUAAAGAGAAGUUAGAAGAAAUAUUAAAUCAAAAGAGGCGAGACUCGAAGGAUCUCCCUUCUCUCUUGUCUGUGGUUCACAGUUCUGUGAUUUUAUAAGAAACACUUUAGUCUACUAUCAGUUGGCAAAUACUGCAAAGAUCAAAGGUACCUUAAAUCUUGAGGUGUUAAUUUUUGCUAAGACAGCAUUUUGAUUAUUUAGCAAAAUAAUUUUAGCACUUGGAAAAGGGGACGGUGACUCAAGAUUAAAUCAUUUUUAAGGAGAAAUUAAACUGAAUAACCAAACUGAAUCUAAAAUUUGGUCAUAUGAUGAUAUUUGAUAUUACAGUAGGAAAGUUGAAUGUGUAAAGCAGUCCAACACAAAAGGAAGACACAAUUUAUAUGAGCCGCACCAUGAGAAACCCAACAUAGUGGGUUUGCGACCAGCAUGGAUCCAGAUCAGCCUGCGCAUCCACUAACGGUUUCUCUAAUUGCAAUAGGGUUUGAAAGCGAACAGCAUGGAUCCUGACCAGACUGCGCAGAUGUGCAGGCUGGUCUGGAUCCAUGCUGGUCGCAAACCCACUAUGUUGGUUUUCUCAUGGCGCAGCUCAUAUUUUGAUAAAUCAGAAAGUAGGGGGUGGGGGGUAAAUUUCAAACAAUAUGAAUAUGAUAUGUAUAUGUUCCUGUGUACAUUAAAAAGAACGACUUUAUUUAGCUCUACUGAAAAUUGUCCAGAUUGUUGUACCAAAUUGCCCACUAUUUUAUUCUUUUUUAACUUCAGAUUUGGAGUGAUAUGUUAACUUUAGACAUGUAUUGCUAUAUUGCAUGAAAGUUGCAAUGUUCUGAAUUUAGACAUCUCAGAUGUAUAUUGAUUCAGUGAAAUCCACAAUGAAAAUUCUAUACCUCUGCAUGCUUGUAAAAAAAAAAAAAAUCUCAACCGCUUACUUUUAGAAACGGCCUUCAAGCUUGAUUAACCUUUAGCCUGCUGGUGGCAAGUGAUUCUACCUGACCAAAAUCAGCCUGCAUGUCCGUGCAGUCUGAUCAUGGUCUGCACUGUUCACUAUUCAAACAGUUAAUUUUUUCAGUGAACACCCAUUUGAAUAAUAAGUGUUACUGUUACGCGCAUAUAGCCAAUCUGCGCAUUUGGUAAAUCGCGCAGCGCAAAUAACUAAUUUGUUAUCUGCGCAACGAUUUGUAAAUCGGGCAACCUUAUAUAUUUCUUAUAUGCGCAGGGCAACUGUCUUGAGCGUUUGGUAAAUGAGUCUGCGCUUUUAACAUAUGGAUGAUAUCUCCCGAUAAAAUUGAAUAUCAUUAGAGUGUUAGACUUGUAGGCCUACAUAAAAUUGUAAAACUGACGGUGAUCAGGCACGCGUAAAGGUGCGAAUUUGUAAAGAAAAAGAAAAACAUUUUUAAAGUAAAUGAGCGUAUUUAUGCGGUAAUUUCUCACGUCCCUGGUAGUUUAUGGCCUAUAAAUUUCUGUUGACGACGGUAUUAAGAGUCAUUUGUCAUAGGUGUUAAAAAACGUUAAAAUGAUACAAAAUAUCCCAAGUAUAUUUAAUAACACAAGUAUUUUUUUAUUUAUUUUUAUACUUUUUUAACUUUUAAACGCCGUAGCCUGUGCGGGAUGUCGGUCCUGCGCUAAUAGAAAAUCUGGAAAUUACUCUGAUAAUAUGCAUAUCUGCCAUAAACCAUGCUAACUUUUACAUUGUUUAACAAUUACAGACUGAUAUUGCAAAUCUUGGUUUAAAAAUGUGUCAUAAAUUUAUUUCAACAUCAUUAAAUUCAUGGGAGUCGGUCACCUGGUUUCAAUACCUGCAAUAUGAUACAAUAUGCAAUAAAACUCAAACAUGCGUGAA
Messenger RNA from Mercenaria mercenaria, 2827 nucleotides. Its product is annotated as sorting nexin-20-like. Bases 102 to 1091 code for a protein of 329 amino acids. The record is from RefSeq and is a predicted model, not a curated record. NCBI's taxonomy places the organism in Eukaryota, Metazoa, Mollusca, Bivalvia, Venerida, Veneridae. The transcript is spliced from 3 exons. Gene Ontology annotation, biological process: protein transport. Gene Ontology annotation, molecular function: protein binding; phosphatidylinositol phosphate binding. Gene Ontology annotation, cellular component: early endosome membrane.